This is a messenger RNA of Actinia tenebrosa (Australian red waratah sea anemone), 6466 nucleotides long. Its product is annotated as atrial natriuretic peptide receptor 1. Gene Ontology annotation, biological process: receptor guanylyl cyclase signaling pathway; protein phosphorylation; intracellular signal transduction. Gene Ontology annotation, molecular function: peptide receptor activity; protein kinase activity; ATP binding. Gene Ontology annotation, cellular component: plasma membrane. NCBI's taxonomy places the organism in Eukaryota, Metazoa, Cnidaria, Anthozoa, Actiniaria, Actiniidae. The record is from RefSeq and is a predicted model, not a curated record.
CUUGGACAGGUUAUACGUUUUCAGUCUUCUAGAUAUAUAAACCUGUGUUUAUUCAAAUCCGAGCAAUUUUUGUCCUUUUUCCGAGGAUAUUGAAGAACAGACUAGACUGAUCUUUUUGCGUAUUGCAACUGUCUACAGUCAAGUUGGACUAGAAGUUUUAGCGCAGCAUUCCCACUGGGCUCCUUAAAGAUAGCCGACCCGGGGAAUCCAAUCAAUCUGCUUAGAGAAAGAAAACACAGAGACAAAAGCUGCUUGGAAAUCUAGUGACAGUUCUUGAUUGCCAAGGCAAGACUUAUGCGAAUAAUCUCAAGGCUGCAACGAAUUGUCCUCUUUACGAAGUAUAACUGAAAGGAAAGAAAGCUCACUUCUGAAGUUGGUGAAUUUCAAGUCAAUGUCAAUGCAAAGCCGGUGAACAACUUACCGAGAAUUCAAUCACAAAAUCGAUGAGAUGGAUUCAAAGUUUAAAGCUUAAUUAGACUUUAAGUAAGUGCUACAGGGAUUAAGUACAUGAAAUAUUCAUAGCCUUAAAAGACAGCUCGUGUUGUGUUUUACAUCAGAAGCCCUCGGCAUUGUUUGGUAAACAGCGACGCAAUGCAUUGAUCCUUAUCGCACGUCACUUUAGAAACCAUCAACAUGUAAUACCCGAGUCAAAGAUGGCAUGAAAACAGCUUCAAGAUUACUACAAGGUUAAUGAUCAUGUUGGAUUACAAAGCCAUAAGAUCAGUACAGCGGAUGAUAAGACCUAUGUUUCUAUGUCUGUACAUCAUAGUUGUAUUUGGUAAUGUCGUCAAGGGAGAGAAUGUAACACUAGGAAUCACCGUACCAUUUUUUUCGCCCGGACAAAUCUCAGCGAUACCUUCAGGAGAGUACUACACUGCUGCUGCGUUCCUCGCUCAAACCAAAGUGAAUGAUGAACACCCGCUCUUUAGUGGAAAAAAGCUCCAAAUCGAUCUCGUUGAGACACCAAACUGUGCGGUCACACGGACGUUAGAGGGUUUCACUUCUCAGUGGAAAUCUGGAGUUGAUGGGUUCGUUGGGACGGGAUGUUCAUGUGAAACAUCUGCCGAGUUGUCAGGAGUCUUUAACUUGCCUCUUGUGUCUCAAAUAUGCAAAGAUGCAACAUUAUCAGACAAAUCCAAAUAUCCAACCUUCGUAAGAACAAUCCCAGCAAACAACAAGCUAACAGGUCCUGUUUUAAAACUCUUGCAACAUUACAACUGGACGAGGACUGGACUUGUAAUGGAGGACAGUAAGGAAUGGACGGAAAGAGGAGAGGAAAUCAAGAAGGUGUUGAAUGCUAGUGGAGUAACGGUGAAGAUAACGAGAAAUAUUCCCUCUGCAGAGGAAUAUCAAACGAAUAGCAGUGGAGAAUAUUUUGAGAAACUUAUUAGAGAUGUACAAGAAAUCAGUAGAGUAAUAAUCCUGGCCAUGGACUACAGACUAGCCCGUGAAGCAUUAUUCUAUGCUGGUCAGCUCGAUAUAAACAAGGCUUCAGAAUAUUCCUUCAUCAUUUUUGCACUUGAUGCUAAGACAGUCUGGGAAAACACAGCCUCGCCAAGCAAGUGGCUUGAAUCAAAAUACAGUGGAAGGACAGAGAACAUUACUGACACGAUGAAAUAUGCUUUUGAAUCGUCACUGCUUGUUGCAAUGAACCCGGCACGGACACCUACAUAUCAAGCAUUUGUGAACAACUUGAAGAAAAUGACAAACGAUGCUCCUGUUAGCAGUAAUGUUUAUGAAGGCGCUGGCAGCUCAAAUGAGCCUCCCAUUUUAGGCGCCUAUUUAUACGACGCAGUGUUCCAAUUGGCAGUGGCAUUAAAUAAAACUAUUUCUUCAUCUGGUCAUCAGAAGAAUGGAACCUUUGUCACUUCGUUGAUGAGAGGACGUCGCUACCAAAGUAUUCUUGGAUACGAGCGAUACAUUGAUCAAAAAGGCGACGCCAAUUUUGACCUCAUCCUUAUGGAAUUCGACUUUCACAACGGUAAUUUCACUGAUGUUGGAAAAUUCGAGAACGACAAUGCCGGAAAUGACGUGCUGAAAAUGACUGGUUCACCGAGAUGGCCUGGUAACAAAGGUCCGCCUGAGGAUAUACCAAAAUGUGGAUUCUAUGGUGAAAUGUGUCGGAAAAGUAAAAACAUUACGAUAGGACUUCUCCUUCCCUACCUAUCAGCCUAUGGAUAUGGUGAUUCCUAUUCGGCUGGRAAGUACUCCGCUCCGGCCAUAACGGUUGCUCUGGAUCGAAUCAACAAAGACCCUGAUCUUCUACCCAACCAUCACAUUAACUUUGUCUGGCAGGACACGAAGUGCAACGAAGAAAUGUCAAUCAGUCAAAUGACCGAGUUCGUGGAACAGAGAGUCGACGCAUUUAUUGGUUUUGCCUGUACCUGUAACACUCAGGCAAGAAUAGCGGCUUCACUUAACAAGAUGCUCAUUUCACCCUACUGCACCAGUAGUGAUGUAUCAGACAAGCAGCUUUACCCAACGUUUGUUCGCACCAUCCCUGACGACGGUUCUCUAGGCCCCUCAGUGGUCGCCAUUUUGGAUUAUUUCAAUUGGAAUGAAGUCGGCUUGAUGAGCGAGGAGAAGCAAACGUGGAACACCCGAGCACAGUUCAUUGAAAACUACCUGAAACAAAGCGGCAAGAAGGUUAACAUUCACGAGUUGACUCCUACAGAAUUAUCAUAUGAUCCUGUUAAGGAUGAGUCGACGAUCAAGAAUUUACUUGAAAAAAUGAAAACUCGAUCCAGAAUUAUAAUCCUGGCCAUGAAGUACAGCUUAGCACGAGAAGUCCUUUAUUUCGCUGCUCAAACUGGAAUGGUCUCGGGCGACUACGUGUUUAUAGCAUUCGAACUCUCGAUGGACGAGCUAAGAAAUAAAAUCAAAGACCAAACAAAAUGGUUCAACUCUCUACAUGUAGAAACACAGAUUAAUUUCACAGUCAAUUUCAAAGAUAUGUUCAAAUCUGUUCUCGUAUUGUCAGUGAACUUUCCUGGCUCCAAAGAAUAUGAAGAGUUUGAUAAACAAGUGAAGAUCAAAGCGCCUGAAGCUCCAUUCUAUAGUAACAUGUAUAAAGGCUUUACUUGUAUUCCCAAUCUUGGCUUGGUUGAUAGGUCUAAGACACCAGUUCCAAUCUUUAGUUCAUAUAUAUACGAUGCUACAAGGAUCUACGCAUUGGGCGUCAACAGGACUAUCAACAAUGGUUCCGACUACGGAAAUGGACGAGAAGUAGCUGAAAAAUUACUCAACAGAAAAUAUCGCAGCGUCAUUGGGACAGAUAUUAAAAUGACCAAACAUGGUAAUGUGGAGUACAACCUGACGCUACUGGACUACAGGGAGAAUGGUACAGAAAUGAUGAUGGAAAGAGUUGGAAUUUUCCACAUAACAGAAUACGGGAAUGCAACACAGCUUUUCGUGUUGGAUCCCAACAAGACUAUUAAAUGGUUAGGAGGAAGGACAGUUCCACUGGAUGUUCCCGUUUGCGGGUUCGAUGGAGAAUUCUGUAUCGACGACAGAUUUAAAUUCAGUAUAAUUGAGAUCGUAUGCAUCGUACUGGCAUCUCUAGUUAUUUUACUUCUGAUAAUCGGAUUUAUCAUCUAUAGAAAACAGAAAAUCGAGCGAGAGCUUGCAAGUGAACUGUGGCGGGUAGAUUACAAUGACGUCAUCAUUAGAUCGAAAAGACACGCGGGGUCGUUACGAAGUCAAGUCAGUUUGCUAUCAACAGACAGUUUCGAUAACAUAAACCAAAAACAGCUUUUCACUAUGGUGGGCACGCACAAGGCCCAUACCGUUGCAAUCAAGAGAAUCAACAAGAGCAACAUUGAUUUGACUCGAGAAAUUAGAAUGGAACUAAACUUGAUGCGUAAUACAAGACAUGAGAAUUUGACACCAUUCUUGGGCGCAUGCGUCGAUCCGCCAAAUAUUUGCAUUCUUGAGCUAUAUUGUCCAAAAGGAAGCCUUCAGGAUAUUCUUGAAAACGAAGACGUGAAACUUGACAGCAUGUUUAUUUCCUCUCUAUUGAAUGACAUCGUCAAGGGGAUGAUAUUUCUGCACAGUUCAGAAAUCCGGUCACAUGGUCGAUUAAAAUCAUCCAACUGUGUCGUGGAUGGCAGAUGGGUGUUGAAAAUAUGUGACUAUGGCCUGGUCAAGUUUAAGUCGAACAAGGAAGACCGAGAGGACCUGGGUGAAUACGCGCAAUACUAUCGAAAACUGUGGACAGCACCGGAACUGCUUCGUAUGAAAAAUCCCCCACCACAGGGUACACAGAAGGGCGAUGUGUAUAGCUUUGGUAUAAUACUACAAGAGUUGCUGACAAGAUCAGGACCCUUUGAUUUAUCUUACUACCAUAUAGAACCUAAAGAAAUCAUCGAGGAAGUAACUAAAGGACAAGUUCCUUAUUACCGACCCAAACUGAGCAACGUACUUGACGGCGUUGAUUUGCCUGGGGUACGGGAGAUGGCCGAGAAGUGCUGGAACGAGAAUCCGGAUGCCAGGCCUGAAUUUGAGGAAAUACGAAAACACGUGCGGAAACACUCGACAGGAAAGACAACAAAUAUCAUGGAUAACAUGGUAAACAUGCUAGAAAAGUACGCGAAUAAUUUAGAGAGUUUGGUGGAAGAAAGAACCGCGCAGCUGGCAGAAGAGAAGAGAAAAACAGACAAUCUACUACACAGAAUGCUACCACCGACAGUGGCACGUGACCUGAUUCAAGGAAAACCGAUAACGGCGGAAAACUUCGAUGAAGUGUCGAUUUUUUUCAGUGACAUCGUUGGAUUUACUUCCCUUUCUUCUGAAAGUACGCCAUUUGAGAUAGUGGAUCUUUUGAACGACCUCUACACAUUAUUCGAUAGCAUUAUUAAUAAUUAUGACGUCUACAAGGUUGAGACCAUAGGUGAUGCGUACAUGGUGGUCAGCGGUCUGCCAAUCCGUAACGCCCACAGACAUGCCGGAGAAAUCGGAAGUAUGGCUUUGCACAUGCUCAAAGAAAUUUGUACAUUCAAAAUUCGACAUCGACCGGAUUAUAAGCUUAAAUUGAGGAUUGGCCUCCAUACUGGUCCCUGCGUAGCUGGUGUGGUAGGGAUCAAGAUGCCUCGGUACUGUUUGUUUGGAGAUACGGUCAAUACGGCGUCAAGAAUGGAGUCAAACGGAGAAGCUCUUAAAAUUCACAUCAGUGAAGCGACCAAGAAAGUCCUUGAUGACCUUGGAGGAUACCACAUCGAAGAACGAGGAGAAGUUUUCCUAAAGGGUAAAGGAACUUGGAUAACCUAUUGGCUGAUCGGCACAAUGCCAUCAAACAUAAAGACAAGACCAGCCUCUGGCUUGGAGACCAAACCGGAUCGCACACGGAAAAACUCAAGUUGGGACUUGGUCAAGAAUCUUUUACCAAAAAUAGUGACAAAUGGGAAAAAGUAUAGUAAGCUACCACCUUUAGAAGUUACGAGUAAUGGACAUUUGCCACCUAUCAAUACAUAAAUAAGGAAAAUCCUGCUGGACUGCAUACUAGUUUCUGUGCCUUGGGCAUAUAAUAUAAGUAGCAAUGGACAUUUGCCAACUAUCAACACAUAAAUAAGGAAAAUCAUGUUGGACUGCAUAUUAGUGUCUGUGCCUUGGGCAUACAAGUAUGAUGAGCAAUGGACAUUUGCCAACUAUCAAUACAUAAAUAAGGAAAAUCGUGCUGGACCAGCAUACUAGUGUCUGUGCCUUGGGCAUAUAAUAUAAGGAUCAAUGGACAUUUCCCAUCAAUACCAAGAUAAAUAAUAAAAAUUGUACUGGACUGCCCAUGUAGUGUCCAUGACUUGCACAUAUGUUUAAGACAAGUGCGUGAAGGACAGAUAAACGGUCAGAAACCUGAAUAAUAAUUCAAAUGCUAGCAUAAUUAUAACAAUGACUUUAAAUAUAGAAAAACUGCAAAACUUAAGUUAACAUUUGCAACAAAAGCACCUCCCUGAGUAAAAAUCGAAGGCUUAAUGAGUUUUAUGGAAGGAUCUGCCUACAAAAUGUGCUAAUUGUUUGGUAGCAUACAGGACAAGUCAAACCACAAACAUCCAAACCAUUUUUACAAAAUAUGGAAAAAUACUGUGCCAAAAAUAAACAGAUGUUGUGCCAAAUUUGGAAGUAACAUCUACUUUUGUGAAUGUCAUAGUUUACCUACACCACACAAGGUGAACUGAAUAAAGAAAAUAACUCCUAAAUAUGGAAGUUCAGUCUACUAUAUUGCCAAAUAUAGACAUCAGGUCUGCAAUAAUACCAAAUAUGGAUAGUCAUGCCUACUAUAUCACCUGCUAUAUUACAUUACCAAAUAUGGGCAUCAGGUCUAUUAUAUUACCAAACAUGGACAUCAGGAUUACCAUGUUACCAAAUAUGGACAUCAGAUCUACUCUAUUACCAAAUAUGGACAUCAGGUCUGCUAUAUUACCAAAUAUGGACAUCAGGUCUGCUAUAUUACCAAAUAUGGACAUCUGAUCUACUA